Molecule: messenger RNA, 3378 nt
Organism: Vitis riparia (riverbank grape)
Lineage: Eukaryota; Viridiplantae; Streptophyta; Magnoliopsida; Vitales; Vitaceae
Product: putative disease resistance RPP13-like protein 1
Exons: 1
Coding region: 1-3378 (1125 amino acids)
Biological process (GO): defense response to other organism
Molecular function (GO): ADP binding
Source: RefSeq, a predicted model, not a curated record
AUGGGUGGCACAGGCAAAACCACACUUGCCCAGCUGCUCUACAAUGACCAAAGGGUGAAGGAACACUUCGAUCUCAAGGCAUGGGUUUGUGUUUCCGAAGAAUUUGAUCCUAUCAGAGUUACGAAAACAAUUCUCGAGGCAAUCAAUUCAUCCACGUCCAAUACCACUGAUCUAAAUCUACUUCAGGUUCAACUGAAGGAGAGAAUUAAUAUGAAGAAAUUUUUACUUGUCCUGGAUGAUGUUUGGAACGAAGACUCUUGUGACUGGGAUGCGCUACGAACUCCACUGAUUGUCGGGGCAAAGGGAAGCAAGAUUAUUGUAACUACGCGAAGCACCAAUGUUGCAUUUGCCAUGCGUGCAGUCCAUACUCAUUGUUUAGGUGGGUUAUCCUCUGAAGAUGGUUGGUCCCUGUUCAAAAAACUUGCAUUUGAAAGUGGAGACUCAAGUGGGCAUCCACAACUAGAAGCAAUCGGAGAAAAGAUUGUCCACAAGUGCCAAGGUCUACCGCUGGCUAUAAAAGCAAUGGGGAGUCUCUUACACUCCAAGGUUGAAGCAAGAGAAUGGGAUGAGGUAUUAAACAGUGAAUUAUGGGAUUUGCCCACAAAUGCGGUUCUUCCUGCUCUGAGGUUGAGUUAUUAUUACCUGCCUUCACAUCUAAAACGCUGUUUUUCUUAUUGUUCAAUCUUUCCCAACGACUACAAAUUCGAAAAGGAGAAGCUAGUUUUGUUAUGGAUGGCAGAAGGUUUGUUGGAACAAUCAAAAAGCAAGAAAAGAAUGGAAGAGGUAGGUAAUUUGUACUUUCAAGAACUUCUAUCAAAGUCCUUUUUCCAAAAUUCAAUAAGAAAUAAGUCAUGUUUUGUAAUGCACGACCUCGUUAAUGACUUGGCACAAUUGGCAUCCCUAGAAUUUUCUGUUUCUUUGGAGGAUGGUAAGAUACACAGAGUCUCGGAGAAAACUCAUCAUUUGUCAUAUUUGAUUAGUGGAUAUGAUGUAUAUGAGAGAUUUGAUCCACUUUCUCAAAUGAAGUGUCUCCGAACAUUUUUACCAAGAAGAAAAUAUUAUUAUUCAUACUUGAGUAAUAGAGUUUUACAUCAUCUAUUGCCGGAAAUGAAAUGUUUACGAGUGUUGUGUUUGAAUAAUUAUCGUAUUAUUGAUUUGCCUCAUUCGAUUGAGAAGUUGAAACACUUGCGCUACUUGGAUCUCUCAAUGACAACGAUUCAAAAGUUGCCUGAAUUAGUUUGUAACUUAUACAAUUUACAAACAAUGAUGUUAUCAAGAUGUUAUUGGCUUGUUGAAUUACCCUCAAGGAUGGAAAAAUUGAUUAAUUUGCGCUACCUUGAUAUUCGUUAUACUUCUUCGGUGAAAGAGAUGCCAAGUGAGAUAUGUAAGUUAAAGAAUUUACAGUCACUUUCUACAUUUAUUGUGGGCCAAAAUGGUGGGUUAAGAUUGGGAGCAUUGAGGGAGCUUUCGGGAAGUCUUGUCAUUUCAAAGCUGCAGAAUGUAGUAUGUGAUAGGGAUGCAUUAGAAGCUAAUAUGAAGGAUAAAAAGUACCUUGAUGAGUUGAAGUUUGAGUGGGAUAAUGAGAACACUGAUGUUGGUGUUGUGCAAAAUAGAAGGGAUAUACUUAGCAGCUUACAGCCACAUACAAACCUCAAGAGACUCCAUAUCAAUUCUUUUAGUGGUUUAAGCUUUCCAGCUUGGGUAGGAGAUCCUUCAUUCUUCAAUCUUGUUGACCUGGGGCUUCAGAAUUGUAACAAUUGCUCGUCAUUGCCACCACUCGGGCAGCUACCCUCUCUUAAACAUCUUUCUAUCUUAGAAAUGAAAGGAGUUAAAAUGGUGGGUAGUGAAUUUUAUGGGAAUGCUUCUUCCUACAACACAAUUAAGCCCUCCUUCCCGUCCCUACAAACUCUAAGGUUCGAGAGGAUGUACAACUGGGAGAAAUGGUUAUGUUGUGGAUGCAGACGUGGCGAAUUCCCUCGUCUUCAGCAGCUUUGUAUAAAUGAAUGUCCCAAACUCACUGGGAAAUUACCAAAACAGCUUCGUUCAUUGAAGAAACUUGAAAUCAGUAGUUCCGAGUUGGUUGUGGGCUCCCUCCGAGCUCCUCAAAUCCGUGAAAGGAAAAUGGGGUAUCAUGGUAAAUUUCGGUUGAAAAGGCCAGCUGGUGGGUUCACUGAUCUCCAAACUUCAGAAAUUGAAAUUUCAGACAUCUCUCAAUUGGAGGAACUGCCACCACGAAUACAGACGCUAAGAAUCAGAGAAUGUGAUUCGAUAGAGUGGGUAUUGGAGGAGGGAAUGCUACAAGGAAGCACAUGUCUUCUCCAACAUUUGCACAUCACAAGUUGUCGUUUCUCCAGACCCUUGCACAGUGUUGGUUUACCCACCACAUUGAAGUCACUAAUUAUCUGGGAGUGUACCAAACUGGAGUUUCUCCUGCCUGCGCUAUUGACAUCCCACCUUCCAUUCCUUGAAUAUUUAUACAUUUUUUAUGUUACCAGCCGUAAUUCUUUCUCAUUAUCUUUCUCAUUAAGCAUCUUCCCACGGUUGACUCAUUUGCACAUCCUUGAAUUUGAAGGGCUUGCAUUCCUCUCCAUCUCCAUUUCAGAGGGGGAUCCCACUUCUCUUAAUCGUUUGGAUAUCCGAAAGUGCCCUGAUCUUGUAUAUAUUGAAUUGCCCGCUCUUGAGUCAGCACACAAUUAUAUCUUCAGAUGCAGGAAGCUGAAGUUGCUGGCGCACACACACUCAUCGUUGCAGGAAUUGAGGUUAAUAGAUUGUCCAGAAUUGUGGUUUCAGAAAGAUGGUUUGCCCUCCGACCUACGUGAAGUUGAAAUUUCAUCCUGCAACCAACUCACAUCUCAGGUGGACUGGGGUUUGCAAAGACUGGCCUCUCUUACAAAAUUCACAAUCAGUGGUGGAUGCCAAGACAUGGAAUCAUUUCCCAAGGAAUCCCUACUGCCCUCCACACUUUCCUCUCUUAACAUAUCUGGUCUUCCGAAUCUCAAGUCUCUGGACAGCAAGGGGCUACAACAACUUACCUCUCUAACAACAUUAUCCAUCUCCGAUUGCCCUAAGUUCCAAUCCUUCGGAGAAGAGGGGCUUCAACAUCUUACCUCUCUUGAAAAAUUAAAGAUGGACUCCCUCCCUGUGCUCGAAUCCUUGAGAGAAGUAGGUCUUCAACACCUCACCUCUCUUAAAAAAUUGUCUAUCUCCAAUUGCCAACAUCUCCAAUGCUUGACAAAAGAGAGACUGCCAAACUCCCUCUCUCGUCUGAAAAUCAAGAGUUGUCCUUUGCUGGAGCAUGGGUGCCAGUUUGAGAAAGGCCAAGAUUGGGAAUAUAUAGCUCACAUUCCACGCAUAGUGAUAGGUGGUGUGCUCUACUAA